Molecule: messenger RNA, 4690 nt
Organism: Nycticebus coucang (slow loris)
Lineage: Eukaryota; Metazoa; Chordata; Mammalia; Primates; Lorisidae
Gene: LEMD3
Product: LEM domain containing 3
Exons: 13
Coding region: 20-2701 (893 amino acids)
Biological process (GO): nuclear envelope organization; negative regulation of BMP signaling pathway
Cellular component (GO): nuclear inner membrane
Molecular function (GO): chromatin DNA binding
Source: RefSeq, a predicted model, not a curated record
AAAACACCCUGGAGAGAAGAUGGCGGCGGCGGCGGCUUCGGCGGCUCAGCAGCUCUCGGAUGAGGAGCUUUUCUCUCAGCUCCGUCGCUAUGGCCUGUCCCCGGGCCCGGUGACCGAGAGCACCCGCCCCGUCUACCUCAAAAAGCUGAAGAAGCUUCGAGAGGAGGAGCAGCAGCAGUACCGGCCGGGGGGCCGCGGCAGCAAGACGCGGAACAGCAAUAACAAUAACACGGCGGCCGCGGCGGUGGCGGCGGCGGGCACGGGGGUCCGGCCGGCCUCGGGCGACCUGCCCUGCCUGCGGGCCCCCGGGAGUCUGGGCCGGGUGUCGGCCGCGGGCCCCGAGAGCUUCCUGGGCGGGCCCGGGGCCGUCCCCGCGGCCGGCAGCAAAGUGCUGCUGGGCUUCAGCUCGGACGAGUCGGACGCCGAGGCCGGUCCCGGGGCCCAGGCCGGCGGCGGCGGAGGCGGCAGCAGGAGAGACCGGGCGCCCCUGCAGGGCCGCGGGCUCCGAGCGCCGCCGGCCGCCGGCGAGGCGCCCCCCGGCGCGGCGGCGGAGCGGAGGAAGCCGCACGCGUGGUGGGGGGCGCGGAGGCCGGCGGGCCCCGAGCCGCAGAGCCCGGCGGGGAGAGACGCGGCCGGCGGCGAUGAGGACGGGCGGGCGGAGGACGGCGCGGACCGGGACCCCGAGGCCGAGGAGCCGCUGUGGGCGAGCCGCGCCGUGAACGGCAGCCGGCUGGGGGCCUACAGCUGCCGGGAGAACUACUCCGACUCUGAGGAGGAGGCGGCCGAGGACGCGGCCUCCGCCAGGCAGGUGUUGAAGGACGACCCGGUCCCGCGGCACCGGCCCAGACGGACCUACGGGAAGCCGCCUGCCCCGCUGGCCACGAAGGCUGCCGGCGGCCGGCUGGAGCCCGCGGCCCCGAUGAAUGACAGGGCGGCGGCCGCCGGGAGUCUAGACAGGAGCCGGAGCCUCGACGAGGCGGCGGCGGAGCAGGGAGGAGGCUGCGAUCCGGGGGACUCGAGCCCGCUUCCCAGAUUCCGCGCCAACGCCAAGAAACUGACCCCUGUCCUGCCCUCGCCGCUCACUGACGUGGACUCAGCCCUGGAUGCUUCAGCAGGCUCCCUUCUCAAAACCAACAAUCACAUCGGUGGAGGGGCCUUGGCCGUGGACCCCCCCAGGAUCUACUCCAACAGCCUCCCUCCCACUGCGGCCGUGGCCGCCGCCGGCUCACUCAGGAUCAAUCACGCCAAUCACACGGGCUCCAAUCACACCUACCUGAAAAACACGUACAGCAAACCCAAGCUCUCCGAACCCGAAGAGGAACUUCUCCAGCAAUUUAAACGGGAAGAGGCGUCCCCAACUGGGAGUUUCAGCGCCCAUUAUUUGUCCAUGUUUCUCUUAACUGCUGCCUGCUUGUUUUUCCUAAUACUGGGACUGACUUACCUAGGAAUGAGGGGGACUGGAGUGUCUGAGGAUGGAGGACUAAACAUAGAAAACCCCUUUGGUGAAACAUUUGGAAAAAUACAAGAAAGUGAAAAAAAUCUUAUGAUGAGCACAUUGUACAAGCUCCAUGAUCGAUUGGCACAGCUUGCAGGAGAUCAUGAAUGUGGCAGUUCUAGUCAAAGAACUCUUUCUGUCCAAGAGGCAGCUGCAUAUUUAAAAGAUCUGGGUCCCGAAUAUGAGAAUGUAUUUAACACCUCAUUGCAGUGGAUCUUUGAGAAUGGGAAAGAUGUUGGAAUAAGGUGUGUUGGUUUUGGCCCUGAGGAAGAAUUGACAAAUAUAACUGAUGUGCAGUUUUUGCAGUCCACAAGGCCACAGAUGUCUUUCUGGUGUCGUUUCCGACGUGCUUUUAUUACUGUAACCCACAGGUUAUUGUUGUUAUGCUUAGGUGUAGUGAUGGUUUGUGUUGUUCUGCGUUACAUGAAAUAUCGCUGGACUAAGGAGGAGGAGGAGACGAGGCAGAUGUACGACCUGGUGGUGAAGAUCAUAGAUGUUUUACGAAGUCAUAAUGAAGCUUGCCAGGAAAAUAAAGAUUUGCAGCCUUACAUGCCCAUCCCACAUGUGCGCGAUUCCCUAAUACAGCCUCAUGACAGGAAAAAAAUGAACAAAGUCUGGGACAGAGCUGUCGACUUCCUCGCCGCUAACGAGUCUAGAGUUCGUACAGAAACGCGGAGGGUAGGCGGGGCUGACUUCCUGGUUUGGCGGUGGAUCCAGCCCUCUGCAUCUUGUGACAAGAUAUUAGUCAUACCUUCUAAAGUAUGGCAAGGUCAAGCAUUUCAUUUAGACAGAAGAAAUUCACCGCCAAAUAGUUUGACACCGUGUCUAAAGAUUCGAAAUAUGUUUGAUCCAGUUAUGGAAAUAGGUGAUCAGUGGCAUUUGGCAAUCCAAGAAGCAAUUCUAGAAAAAUGCAGUGAUAAUGAUGGCAUUGUUCAUAUUGCGGUAGACAAAAAUUCACGUGAGGGUUGUGUAUAUGUUAAAUGUCUGUCCCCAGAAUAUGCUGGAAAAGCUUUUAAGGCAUUGCAUGGCUCUUGGUUUGAUGGGAAAUUGGUAACAGUAAAAUAUUUACGACUAGAUAGAUACCACCAUCGCUUUCCACAGGCGCUUUCUUGCAACACUCCCUUGAAGCCGUCAAAUAAGCACAUGAGCUCCCUGUCUCACCUCCGCCUGCGGACCGGCCCCGCCACUUCUCAAGGAGGUUCCUGAGAAGAUGUUCUUCCUCUCCUAAGACUGUUAUUUACAAUAGGAAAAUUCCUGGUUGGCUUUUUGUCUUCCUUUUAAAAUGCUUUUUGUAUGUAAUAUUUUUAUUGAUGAAAUACAGCUUUGAACAUGUUCCAGAAAUCUUAAGGUUCAAAGGGAUUUAGCAGUGAAGCCCCAAUGCUGAGUAGGUAGAAUAGUUGUUUCAUUCAGUUUUUGGAGCUCAGUUAAACCAAUGCAUUUAAAGUUUUGCAUGAGGAACACUGACUUUAUUAAGCAUUUUCAGAUACGGUGGUUGUAUUUUUGCACCAAGAAGUGUUUGGAUAACCACACAAAAGCAUGGUGAAGAGGCUUCUUGUAUUUCCAUGAUUUCUUGUGAACUGAUGUUGUGAAUUUUUGUAUGCAGUCACCUGCAUUGUUCUUACCCUAAUGUGGUAAAACUGUUCAUUUCUCCAUUUAACCCUAGGUUUCUUUUGCCUGUAAGAAAUUCAUUUGCUACAGUUGGAAAUAUGGGAAAAUUAAUAAUUUGGGUUUAGUGGUCACAUUGCGUGUCAGUGAAUGAACAUGUACUAAACUGGCUUCUGUAUAUAUGUAUAAAUGCUGGUGGUGGUGAAAGCAGUCUUGUGAGGAUGUCUGCAUUAAAGCAGUAAAAUAAGCUUUCUAUUUUAUUCAUAAUCUAAUGUGUGUGUAUAUAUGUCUCUGUGUGUGUGUACAUAUGUAUACAGCUCACACGUAUACAUGUGGCUGCACUAUCACAUAGAUUACACAGCCGAACACCUGGAAGUAUUAGAUACAAGCUUAAAGUAUCUUUUAUAGGUUUUAUAUAAAAAAAGUCUCAGUAUGAUUUUGUGUGAAUGUUGUGAUGCCAGUUGUAAUGGAUUUAAAUUCAUGUGAGCAAUAAAGAAGAAAUUGGCAGAUGUUGGAAAAAUAUUUUGUGAAAAGCUGUAUUUAUUAUAAAUACUGGGGCUCUUGACAUAGUACUGUUGGGAUUAAGUAAUUUCCCUGGUCUAUUUAUAAUUUAAUGAAAUGUUAGAGCCCUUGUUAGCGAUCAGAGUCCUCGCAGGCACAUUGUUGCAGCAAAACAUGUAUUUGACAAAUUAUACUUGCAAUUUGGGUCAUAAAAGUUUGCAAUAUAGUAAAGGCACAAGUGACUGUUACUUUGUGCCUCAGUAUUUAAUUUGUUUUAGUAAAGUUACUUUAUUAUUGUUUAUGAUUUCAGAUUAAAAUAGUUGCUGAGCAAAAUUGACUAGUAAUCUAGCAGUUGGCUUUUAAAAAAUUAACUUGAUUGUUGGGCCAAAUGAAUAUGUGAAACAACUGGGGUUGAACCAAUUUUUAUUUUGUUUAAAGUUCAGUUUUCCUUUUAGUUUGUGGUAAAUGUGUGGGGUUUGCAGCAUGAACUUGCACAGAUAAUGCACGUUUCUGGCUAAGCAAACACGAUGCGCACUGUUCUGUAGCAGGAAGCCCGGCCGUGCCUUACCCAUGUGCUUUUGUGGGCACCGUGUUUAUGAAGAAUAAAAAAAUGGUUUGUUAUCUGAAGAGAAUAAAUUUAAAAUUCUCAGUUUAUGUCUCAGAUGCUAAUGUGUGAAAAUAUAAAUAUAUAUAAUAUAUGAAGUAACCCACCUUUCUGUAUUUUAUGUGCGUCCUAGUGAUUUCUCUGAGCUCAGUGGCCACAUCUUGUAACCUGUUGCAAGAGUGAAUGUAAAAACCAGUCGUGGCAUUUUACGAGGCCGCCUUUUGACGCAAAUGCGUCUUCCUUGCUUCUUCCUUGCUUCUGAAACCUAUUUCAUGUAAACAUUGUACAUUUAUUAUUGUAAUAUAUACUAUUAUGCAGCUUAUUUUACCUGAAACUGUUAAGCUGACCAAGAUCCCUUCCUGCAAGACAGAUGGGAAUGUGUAUAAUAACCAGGCAUUUGAGAAGUUCUGACGUUUGAUGUAAUCUGUUACUUGUCCUGUUUCAAAAAGGAAAAAAAAUUCUGAUUAAAAAUUUCUUAGGUUUUU